AUGAGCAUCAGGACCCCACCCACACUCCUGCAGCUGGCAGGAGAGAGCCUGCUGAGGGACCAGGCCUUGGCCAUUGCAGCUCUGGAGCACCUGCCCGCCGAGCUCUUCCCGCCACUGUUCAUUCAGGCCUACCUUAGUAGAAGCCACCAGUCCCUCAAGGCGAUGGCACAAGCCUGGCCCUUCACUGUCCUCCCUCUGGGCAGCAUGUCCCAGCUGUCACUGGAUGAGGGCUUCAAAGCCGUGUUGGAUGGGCUUGACGUUCUGCUUGCCCAGAAGGUUCGCCCCAGGAGGUGGAAACUGCGGGUGCUGGAUUUAAGGAACCUGGGUGCUGACUUCUGGAGAAUGUGGUGUGGAGACAGCACCCUGAAGCGCUCACCGACAGGACGAGUGACUGUGCACAGGUCCAGCCCCAACAUGGUGCACCCCUUAGCUCCCGUGGAGGUGUUCCUAGACCUUAACUUCAAUGACAGGGACAGGGAUGAGUUGUUCAUGUACGUCAUCCAAUGGGCCCAGCAGAGGGAAGGGCUGCUACACCUGUGCUGCAAGACGCUGAGGAUUGGUGAGGUGCCCUUCCAGAGGGUGAGGAAGGUCCUGGAUGCGGUGCAGCUGGACUGCAUCCAGGAGGUGGAGGUGAACCGCAUCUUGGACCUGCCCACCCUGGGGACGUUUGCUCCUUAUCUGGGUCAGAUGAGGAACCUGCAGAGACUCUCUCUCCCCCACAUCCACGUGUUGGCAGGGGAGGAAGAGGAGCAGGAGGAAGAGGAGUGGGACAAGGAACUGCAGGAGGAGCAGGAAUCCUUUUCCCAAUUCCUCUCUCAGAUGCUCAGACUGCAUCACCUCAGGGAGCUCGACAUGGAGUCCCCCUCCUUCCUCAGAGGCCGUCUGGACCAGAUGCUCAGGUGCCUGCAGACCCCCUUGGACAAACUCUCCAUGACAAAUUGCCGGCGGCUGAUGCAUUCAGACCUGACACAUCUGUUCCAGUGCCAGAAACUCAGGCAGCUGAAGUCUCUGCAUCUCUUUGGCGUCAGCCUCGCCGAUUUUCAGCCAGAGCCCCUCGGAGCUCUGCUGGAGGCAGUGGCACCCACCCUCCAGGAUCUGGGCUUAGAUAACUGUGCCAUGGUGGACUCCCAAGUCGAGGCCAUCCUGACUGUCCUGAGCCGCUGUCACCAGCUCAGGGAGUUCACCAUCUCUGAGAACAACUUCUCCGUGGCCACCGUGGGGAAGCUGCUGCGUCACACAGCCGGGCUGCGCAGUUUAGAGGUGGAGCUGUACCCCGUCCCCCUGGAGUGUUACACGACCCCGGACACUAUCAACCAGGAGAGACUUGCCCUGGUCCGGGCUGAGCUGACGGGGAUACUGAGGGAGUUAGGACAGCCCAGGACUAUCUGUCUUGGCACCAAGCACUGUAAGCGAUGUGGCAUCAGUAAAUUUUAUGACGUUGAGUUUUUAUGA
Messenger RNA from Eptesicus fuscus (big brown bat), 1452 nucleotides. RefSeq names its product PRAME family member 12-like. Gene Ontology annotation, cellular component: cytoplasm. Lineage: Eukaryota; Metazoa; Chordata; Mammalia; Chiroptera; Vespertilionidae. Gene Ontology annotation, biological process: positive regulation of cell population proliferation; negative regulation of apoptotic process; negative regulation of DNA-templated transcription. The transcript has 3 exons. Bases 1 to 1452 code for a protein of 483 amino acids. The record is from RefSeq and is a predicted model, not a curated record.